AUGCCUCAACGCGAACGCAUCCCUACAUACUGGGGCCCUGAUGCCUCCACCAAGGACCCAUCGAAACCCUCAGUGCACCUCAAGUGCAAUGACUCUACUCUCCCCUUCGAAUUCUCUUUCGAAGCUGUCCGACCUAACGUCUUCCGCACAACCUUCACCUCUCCAACCCACCCCACACCUCCUCAUCCCGGCGUCCCCCGCGCUGAGACAAAGCUGGAUGGUGCCAAACCCAAUGUGACCUCUUCUGAGAAGGGCACCAAGAUCCAGAUCGGCGACGUCAUUGCCAAUGUCGACUACUCUGGCGAAACUCCUCUUCUUUCCGUCGGGUUUGAAGGACAGCCACCUAUUCUUGAAGAUCUGCCCAAUCGAUCUUACUGUAUGAACGGUGAUGGUGUUGCGCAUUAUACUCUGUAUAAUCGCAAGACCUUCCACGCUGGACUUGGCGAGAAGGCUGCGCCUAUGGAUCUCUCUGGUCGACGCUUCCAGCUAUCAGCAACAGAUAGUUUCGGAUAUGAUGUGCACCGAACAGAUCCUUUGUACAAGAACAUACCACUCCUGAUCAAUGCUACUCCUCAGGGCUGUGUAGCCAUGUUCUCAACCAGCCACACUCGUGGUGAAUACUCCAUCGGCUCAGAGAUGGACGGCAUGUGGGGUUUCUACAAGGUCUAUCGCCAAGACUUUGGUGGUCUCGAGGAGUACAUCAUCACUGGCAAGACUCUCAAGGAUAUUGUCCAGACGUACGCUGAGCUAGCGGGCUUCCCUCUUCUUGUACCCCGCUGGGCUUUCGGAUAUCUGUCUGGUGGCAUGAAGUACUCUAUGCUCGACAGCCCUCCUGCAGGCGAAGCUCUCAUCGAGCUAGCCAACAAGAUGAAGGAGCAUGAUAUUCCCUGUUCAGCCUACCAGAUGUCAUCCGGAUACACCGUUGCCGAGCACCCUCCCAAGAACAGACACGUCUUUACCUGGAAUAACCACCGAUUCCCUGACCCUGAAGACUGGAUCAAGCAAUACCACAAGCUCGGCAUGCGUCUCAUUGCGAACGUGAAGCCUUACCUCACAGCAUCUCACCCAGAGUACGAGAAGCUCAAGGAGGCCGGCGGUUUGUUUACUGAUUCGCACACCAAGAAGGCAGCUGUCACAAAGCUGUGGAGCGCUGGUGGUGGUGAGAGAGAUGAUGGUGGACACAUUGACUUUACCUCUGAAGCUGGUUACAAUUGGUGGUAUAAUGGUAUCAAGAAGCUAGCGGAAGAAGGUAUCGAUUGUAUGUGGAAUGACAACAACGAGUACACUAUUCCCGACGACGAGUGGCAGUGUGCUCUCAACGUUGGAAAGGAUAUCCUCAAUGUCCCCGAGGGUCUUGAGAAGCGACCUCAAGUAGGCCUCUGGGGCCGCAGUCUCCACACUGAGCUCAACGGCAAGGCCUCACACGACGCUCUUCUGGCCGUGAACCCCGACUCUCGCCCCUUCGUUCUCACCCGCAGUGCCACAGCUGGUACUCUACGCUAUGCUUGCAGUUCAUGGAGUGGCGACAACACAACUAGCUGGGACAGCAUGCGAGGCUCAACGGCUUUGUCUCUGACUGCUGGUAUGUGUCUGAUGCAGUGCUACGGACACGACAUUGGUGGUUUUGAAGGUCCCCAGCCCACCCCCGAGCUUUUGCUUCGCUGGGUUCAGCUCGGUAUCUACUCUCCACGAUUCGCUAUCAACUGCUUCAAGACUGGCGACGACAACUCCAUUGGCGAUGUCAUUGAGCCCUGGAUGCAUCCCUCCAUCACCCAUCUCGUGCGCAAGACCAUAAAGCGCCGCUACGCCAUGAUUCCUUACAUCUACUCUCUCGCGCUAGAGAGCCACAAGAGCGCUUUGCCUCCCCAGAGAUGGGUUGGAUGGGGCUACGAGUCUGACCCUGAGGUCUGGAACCUUCUUGACGGAGAGAAACAGUACUGGUUGGGUGACUCCAUGCUUGUUGGAGGAGUAUUUGAGUCUGGAGCCAGCAAGGCUAGAAUCUACCUCCCCAAGGCAUCCGACGACGAUGAGGGUUACCUGAACCUCAACGCACCUUACCAAUACCUCGAGGCCGGCCAAUGGGUUGACAUCGACGCAGAGUGGUCAGGCGCCGGAAUUCCCGUUCUCGGAAAGGUCGGCCGUGCCAUUCCGGUCGGUCGUGACGUCCAAGUCCUUUCACCCGGUGAGAAGGAGAACGUUGCAGACCUUCCCCUCGACGACUACCGAGCUGUCGAGAUCUUCCCUCCCAAGAAGGCGUCCAAGGGUGGAAAGUGGCACGAGACUGUCUGGUAUGAGGACGAUGGAACAUCGGCGGCUACCAAGAACAAGAUCUCUUCUUACACGCUUUCUUACACUGCUACGGAGACUGAGAUCAAGGUCAAGUUCUCGAGAGAUGAGAGCUCAGGCUUUGAAGCGCCUUGGAAGACUCUUGUCGUUAUCCUGCCACCAGGUGACCAGCGAAAGGUUGUUAGUGAGGAGUCAAAGGAAGUUGUGUCUUUGGGAGUGAGUGAUGAGGGCAGAAUGCAAUUCGAGCUGAAGUAG
This is a messenger RNA of Fusarium graminearum PH-1, 2541 nucleotides long. RefSeq lists its product as uncharacterized. The transcript has a single exon. NCBI's taxonomy places the organism in Eukaryota, Fungi, Ascomycota, Sordariomycetes, Hypocreales, Nectriaceae. Gene Ontology annotation, molecular function: carbohydrate binding; hydrolase activity, hydrolyzing O-glycosyl compounds. The record is from RefSeq and is a predicted model, not a curated record. The coding region runs from base 1 to 2541 and encodes 846 amino acids. Gene Ontology annotation, biological process: carbohydrate metabolic process.